Drosophila takahashii is the source of this 4637-nucleotide messenger RNA. It is a transcript of the gene Cont, whose product is annotated as Contactin. Gene Ontology annotation, molecular function: protein binding. Gene Ontology annotation, cellular component: axon; plasma membrane. The record is from RefSeq and is a predicted model, not a curated record. Gene Ontology annotation, biological process: cell-cell adhesion; axon guidance. NCBI's taxonomy places the organism in Eukaryota, Metazoa, Arthropoda, Insecta, Diptera, Drosophilidae.
AUAAUUACUUGCUAUUCUGCGGUCACACUGCUCAGCUUGGGCUCGGUUUUGUUUUUAUUUUAUUAAACCAUAGUUUAAAUAGCUGUAAACUGCAUAAUUUGUUUAGAAUUGUUUGGCCAAAACAGAGUACCUGUAUCACCACUCAGACAAGCCGAAGCACAUAAAAGAGCGAGCUGUGGAACGAUUGGAUUUUGUGGCCAGGAGGCAUAAUUAAGAUUAAGAAACAAUCGAAUUUUAUAGCAAAAUGUGCCUUUAGUCUGAUGAGCAGAGUGCCAUCUGAAGAAGUGUCAAUGUCAUUCACAAGAAAACAGAAUAUGUUCUCAAAAAGCGGAAUCCUGGCCGGCCUCCUAGUGCUCCAUUUAGUUGGCCUGGCCACUCCCCAGUUGUCUGGAGAUCUGCCUUUGGGCCAAGCGGAUCCGGGCCAGUCCGGGCAGCAGCCGCAAUCAUAUCAGCCCAGCUACAACAAGGACUAUUCGCCGCGGUACAAUCCCCUGUAUACGGGACAGCAACAGAGCCCGGAGUCCAGCCAGUUCGACAAUCCUUUGCUCGACGGCCAAAGCCCCAGCACCUACAAGGGCUACUACGAUAGCAGAGUAGGAGCUGGAGGCACCGUAGUCGGGCCUGGAAAUAACCUGGGUGGACUCGGCCCACAGUAUGACCCCUUUAACCGAAACAGUAUUGGCGCGGCGGGAAUUAACUAUCGCGACGCCUACAGUGACGAGGACAACUUUUGUCCGGAGCACUGGGUCUCGUUUAGGCAGACAUGCUAUCGCUUUAUUCGUUCGCCCAAGCGCAACUGGGCUGAGGCGAAGAAGAUAUGCAAGGCCUACAGUGCGGAUUUGAUAAACGUAGACAACGUGGAGAAGCACUCAUUUAUACUCAAGAACCUCAUACUGCAAAAUCAACGGCAGAACAGAUUCUUCAUCUCUGCGCGCCAGACGGGACCCCUUAAUUGGGUCAACGAUGACAACACCCAGCUGGUACAGAUUGAGGACUCCUUUUCCAUGGAUGAGCACGUGCCCCUGGAAAACGAGGAUCUGCACGACAAUCGGUUCCUUGUGCAAAACGACUUGAAUAACCGAAAUCUCAACAAUCCCAAUCAGUUCUACAACUCUCUGCCUGGCACCGUUAAUCAGCGCAAUCAGAACAACCUACGCGGCUUUAUAGGUCCUAACCAGCCGUACGGAGAGAACGGAUAUGUGCGCGAUCGCGUUGUCUAUGCUUUUUCGAAGAAAAGGGAUCGAUGGAUGUUUAUGCCGGCUUAUGAAAUUGAACUCAAUCUCUUUAUCUGCGAGUCUAAGGUACUAUACAGUCCAGACAAUGUUAACAUAAAAUUGGACGACAAGCGACCCUACCACUAUGGACUGGAUAUUACUGAUAUGGAACGUAUUCCACGAGGUCCUUAUUUCGUAAAGAUGCCAAACGACACUACUUUCGAUGUGAACAAGAAUCGCCUGAUCAAUGAUGUAACAUUAAGCUGUUUGGCCGGUGGUUUUCCAACGCCCUCAUACUACUGGUACCGCGAAGUAUACGUAGACGACACACUCGAAUACCAGAAAAUCGAUCCACUGGCGCAGGAUCGAUACACUAUUUCUGGAGGCAACUUGAUUAUCUACGAGCCUAAGCAGGCACUAGACCAAGGCUCAUAUCAUUGCGUGGCAGAAAACAAAUUUGGACGCAUUCGUUCAGAAAGUGCGCAUCUGAACUUCGGUUUCAUCAUGGAGUUUAACUUAAAACGCUCUGCAGAGACGAGCGAGAUGAACUGGGGCAAAUCGAUAUUCUGCGACCCACCUCAGCACUAUCCCGACGUUCGAUAUUACUGGGCUCGUGACUAUUUCCCGAAUUUCGUAGAGGAGGACCAGCGUGUAUUCGUAUCUCGAGAUGGCGCCCUUUAUUUCUCCUUUAUCGAAACCGUGGACCGAGCCAACUACUCGUGCACUGUACAGACCCUUGUAUCGGAUACUGGCCGCAAUGGCCCCUUUUUCCCGCUACGCGUAACUCCAAACAGUAACUAUCAGGCACUGAUAUUUGCCAACACGUUUCCAAAAGUCUUUCCGGAGGCGCCUGUGGCAGGUGACGAGAUCCGGCUGGAGUGCAUGGCCUUUGGUUACCCAAUUCCGUCGUAUAAUUGGACUCGACAAGGACUACCUCUUCAACGCAAUGCUUACACCAUCAACUAUGGACGUGUGUUAAUCAUCCAAAACGCAACCACGAACGACAACGGCGAGUACUCCUGCACGAUCACCAAUCCCCGAAAGACGCUGAUGAAAAGCAUCUAUAUCAACAUACAAAUGCGCCCACAGUUUACUAUUCCUCUCAAAGAUAUGAUCAAGGACUACAACAGCGACGUAACUUUCAUAUGCGAGGCCUUUGCCAUCCCGGACGCGAACUACACUUGGUACAAAAAUGCCGAACGUCUCGAUCCCGGGACUAUUAAUCGUGACCGAUACAUUAUCCAAGACAAUGUACUAACUAUAAAGUUUCUGGAAAAGGAUAAGGACGAAGCAAUGUACCAGUGCGGAGCACAAAAUCAACUUAAAACUUCAUUCUCCUCAGCGCAGCUCCGGGUGCUGUCUAUGAAACCGUCUUUUAAAAAGCAUCCGCUCGAAUCUGAGAUCUAUGCUGUUAACAAUGGCAAUACUACAAUUGUCUGCAACCCAGAAGCCGCACCACGCCCUAAAUUCCAAUGGAAAAAAGACGGUCAGCUAUUAGGCUCUGGAGGCCACCGACGCAUCCUGCCCAGCGGCACUCUAACCAUUGAUUUGACGACACGCGAUGAUGAGGGCGUUUACACAUGUAUUGCAUCAAAUCAAGCAGGCACCGAUCAGUCCCACGCCCGAGUUAUUGUUUUACAGGAAAUUCGGUUUAUUGAAACCCCUCCGCAACGCAUUGUUUCCAAGGAACAUGACUUAAUUUUCUUGCAUUGUGAGGCUGCCUUUGAUGAGCUGCUAGACAUAGCUUACGUUUGGAAGCACAACGGCGAAAUCCUAAAAAACAACCACGAUGGAACCGGACGUAUUAUUGUAGACUGGAACAGAUUGACUGUGCAUAACACCACCAUGCGUGAUGCCGGCGACUACGAGUGCGUAGUCAAGUCGGCGGUCAACGAGAUAAGCAGUAAGACCAGUGUGUCCAUAGAAGGAGCACCUGGCGCACCAGGCGGCGUUCAAGUCAUACAGAUCAGUAAGACUAAGGCCAUCAUUGAGUGGGUGGAUGGAGCCAACAACGGCCGCGCAAUCCGCUACUACAACAUCCUAGGACGCACCAACUGGAAUCGCACAUGGGUUAAUGUAUCAACUCAUGUCCAGGCGCGGGAGGUGGAUCGUUACACUUCGCGCCAACAAGCCGAGGUUGUCAACCUUACGCCGUGGUCGGCCUACGAGUUUAGCGUGACCGCCGUAAACGACUUGGGAAUUGGUACGCCGUCAGCCCCAUCACCAAUUUACAGCACCUAUGAGGACAAGCCUUAUAUAGCGCCAAGAAACGUGGGUGGGGGGGGUGGAAAAAUCGGUGACCUAACGAUUACUUGGGACCCGCUAUUGCCGCAAGAGCAGCACAGCCAUGGUAUACACUACAAAGUGUUUUGGAAGCUUAAGGGGGCUAUCGAAUGGGCAUCCGACGAGAUAAAGAAACAAGACCAUAUGGGCGUGGCAGUUGUUAAUAUUCCGCUCAACAACUAUUAUACGCAGUACGAGGUUAAGGUGCAGGCCAUCAACAGCAUAGGCAAAGGACCGGAGAGUGAAAUUGCUGUUAUCCACUCCGCCGAAGACAUGCCACAAGUGGCUCCACAAAAGCCCAUUGCGCUCGCCUUUAACUCCACAUGCUUCAAUGUCACCUGGCAACCGAUUGAUAUGUCCCGUGAGAACAUUCGAGGCAAACUUAUUGGCCACAGGUUGAAGUACUGGAAAACUACACAUCAGGAAGAAGAUUCCGUUUACUACCUGUCACGUACCACAAGAAAUUGGGCGCUGAUCGUUGGUCUGCAGCCAGACACCUACUACUUUGUGAAGGUUAUGGCAUACAAUGCUGCUGGCGAAGGACCUGAAAGCGAACGGUUUGAAGAACGUACAUAUCGAAAGGCCCCACAAAAACCACCGUCUUCAGUCCAUGUAUAUGGAAUAAAUCCGUCCACGGUGCGAGUUGUAUGGCGCUACGUUUCCCCCUCGCAGGACGAGGAACCAGUUGAGGGUUAUAAGGUUCGCAUUUGGGAAACUGAUCAGAACAUGAUCACAGCCAACAAUACCAUCGUGCCAAUUGGACAAAAACUUGAGUCCUACAUCAACACGCUUACGCCCGGAAAGAGCUACAACAUGCGUGUCCUCGCAUUCAGCAAUGGAGGAGACGGUCGCAUGUCCAGUCCCACUCUGCGCUUCCAAAUGGGUAAGACGACGCGUAAUGCUGCAAACACCCGAUAUGGCCACAACAUCAAUACGGCGCUUAUUUUAAGCACAUUGCUAUUCAUCACAACCUUUUUCUACACAAACCACUGAAUGCAGCACAAGUUUAGGCAGUAAGAAUAUAAACUAUACUAAGAAGUGACCUUAUAUGAGAGUAAGUAGUACAGCGAUAAAAAAAUAUAAAAACAUUCCAUUCGUGCUCUUUUGUAAACAUUAUAAUUUAUGUAAAUGCACUCCGUC